CGGAGGUGGGAGGCUGCGCGGCGUCGCUGGCGCGCCCAGGCCUGGAGUAAAAGGAUACAUGUUUGCUUUCAGUAAAGAAGAGCAUGUUCCCAAAUUCCUCCAACUUGGGUCGUCCAUCCUUCCCUCCAAAACAUCAGCAACACAGUAGCUUCUUCAAUAAGCUUCCUCUAAACAUACCACCUGCUCUUCUCUCACACCAGCAAAUUGUUGAUGCUCAGUUUAACAUUCAGAAUGCAGCUCUUUCUAGGGCUCUGUUGAGUGGGAACCUUGCAACUCUUCCAACUGUUACACCUCAGCCAUUGACUUAUGGAAAUGGCAGUUCAGUACGUACAUCUGUUGCGCCUACGUCAUUUCGAGGAAGAAAGAGACUAAGUGAACAAAGCGUUCCAUACGACGUUAAACGGCAGCGGUUUCAUUCACCUCAUCGCGAAGCAACUGUAGUUAACCAAACAGUGCCUUUAGCAGAAGACCGUAGAUACUCCUUCCCAGGAUCCUCUCCAUCUCAACCGUUCCCUGCACGUUAUGUUCCCGAUUUAACUGGGUGUGUCCCUCCGUUGCGAGACACUUCAUUUUCAGACCCUGUGGAGACCACGCUCCCUGUGGCCAAAGAUAAGUUAAGUCAGCAGGUUUUGGAGUUGUUUCAAGCGUGUCAGCAACAGACCUGUGACUUGAACAGAAAAGAACUCUGCAGAACAGAACUCCAGAGGGAAAUUCAGCGAAUUUUUCCACAGAGCAGACUCUUUUUGGUUGGAUCCUCACUGAAUGGCUUUGGCACUCGUAGCAGUGAUGGUGAUCUGUGCCUCGUAGUUAAAGAAGAACCAGUGAAUCAGAAGACAGAAGCAAGACAUAUACUCAGCUUAGUCCAAAAACUCUUCAGUACUAAACUUUCAAGCUACAUUGAGCGACCUCAGCUGAUUCGAGCAAAAGUGCCAAUAGUGAAGUUCAGGGAUAAAGUCAGCUGUGUGGAGUUUGACUUGAAUGUAAAUAAUGUUGUAGGAAUAAGAAAUACAUUCCUUCUGAGAACCUAUGCAUACAUUGAGAAUCGAGUUCGUCCACUAGUACUGGUUGUGAAGAAAUGGGCAAGUUUUCAUGACAUAAAUGAUGCCAGUCGUGGUACUCUAAGCAGCUAUAGUCUUGUGCUGAUGGUUUUGCACUAUUUACAGACCCUACCUGAACCCAUCCUUCCAUCCCUCCAAAAAAAUUACCCAGACUCUUUUGAUCCUACUAUGCAGCUGCACCUUGUUCAUCAAGCCCCACGCACCAUUCCUCCUUACCUCUCAAAAAAUGCAUCAAGUCUCGGGGAUUUGCUACUAGGCUUCUUCAAAUAUUAUGCCACAGAAUUUGACUGGAGUCAUCAAAUGAUUUCAGUUCGUGAGGCCAAAGCUAUUCCAAGACCUGAUGGUAUUGAAUGGAGAAACAAAUAUAUUUGUGUGGAAGAGCCUUUUGAUGGGACAAACACAGCUAGAGCUGUACAUGAAAAACACAAGUUUGACAUUAUCAAAGAUGAAUUUAUGAAGUCUUGGCAGAUAUUACGAGACAAGAAAGACUUGCACUGUAUAUUACCUUUAAGAACAACUAUACAGAAAAGAUAACCGACUUCUAUCAUUUGCUCCUUAUUGGAUCCUGCUGAAAUAAAGAACAGUAUCAAAAUCAAGAUGCAGUUACCCUAUCGUUUUUUAUGACAUGUUUUUCUCUUUAAACUUUUGUUAAGAAAAUCUUUAUAUGAAAGAUUGCAUAUUUUAUUAUUGACAUUUGUUAAUACAGCUUCAAUACAAAAGUAUGUUCUCAGAAAAUGCUUGCAUUGUUGACUUCUAGAAGAGACUGAUGUGACUCAAAAAGCAGCCCACAGCAGCCCAAAACUAUUUUAAGGAAAGUAUUGGAAUAUAUUGACUUCUUGUUUCCAUAAUCUAUGUAAUCAUUAAUUCAGACACACUUAACCAUGAAAUAAAGGAAUUCAGAGCUAAGCAAUGUACGAGUCUGACUGUAAUCCUUAAGGCACUGCACACAGAACACACCUAAUGAACAUACAGCCUGGGCCUUCCAUCUGCUUAACUCAGUAUGCACUUUUGCUCAACCUUGCACCUUCCAAUUCCACUUCCCUCUUACGUGGAACGACAAGCAACAGUUUAUGAAGAUUAAACCAGAUUAUAUUUGACAACAUGCUGGAUACCAGGAACUGUAAUCUAAACUGGAAUUUUCAAGCAGCAGAUCUACUACAAAGAAGUUGAAAUAAAAAAUGACAAAUCAAUAUAUGUAAAUGUCAUAUUCACACAAAGUCGUCCAAAUACCUUUUAGUGCUUCCUUUAACGUAUUUGUAGUAGUAGUGAUGACUGCAGUCAAACACUCCUCCUGCUACAGGAAGCUGGGCUUUUGUUUUAAUUUUGUGUAAAUAUUUGUAAAUUGGUCAGCUACUGUAAAUUAAAUUAAAAUAAGGAAUCUUGACAAUUUUAGCUUUUCCAAAGUUGUGAAACUUCUUUUAGACCUGCUGUAGCACAGUUUGUGCCUCUCAUGUAUUUGUUAUUGAAGACCAAUUCAUUGUUAAAACUGUACUUACUGUCAAUUUUUUUUAAGUUUAAUAUUUUGUAUGGUGUUCCAUGGAAUAAAAUUUAUAUGGAAAAUACAACUCCUUUUUCUAGUUUGAUGUUAUUUGUAUUGGAUAUUUUAAAUAGUUGCUAUUUCUUAUAACUAUGUAGAAAAGAAAAUGCUAUGUAUAGGUCUUAGGUCCUUUUUUAAAAAUCAUAAACUUCUAUAGGUCUGUUUUGCACUGCAUGUGUGUACAGGUAAAUGUUUAAACCAGUACUGUUUCUAAGGAGAUUUUUAAAGUCCUUAUAACAAUGUAAAACGUGUGGUGAGUUUUUGGAGGUUUUGAGGUUUUUUUUUUUUUGUGUAGAUCUUAAAGUUUUUCUCCAGGGGUUUUGAAUUUAAAGUUUAGAAACUUUGAACUCUGCCUACUGUGAGGUUACUUGAUUGGGAUCUGGUCUGUCUAAUAAUUUUGCUUCCUUUUACAGUUUAAGCAGUUUCUUUGAUUUUAUUGAACUCUGGCAGUCCACAAAAACAUUCUCAUUCUGUAUCUCUGCUCUCCCUCACCAAC
Messenger RNA from Nothoprocta perdicaria, 3091 nucleotides. RefSeq names its product terminal nucleotidyltransferase 2 (gene TENT2). Lineage: Eukaryota; Metazoa; Chordata; Aves; Tinamiformes; Tinamidae. The transcript is spliced from 15 exons. Gene Ontology annotation, molecular function: poly(A) RNA polymerase activity. Gene Ontology annotation, cellular component: cytosol. The coding region runs from base 84 to 1592 and encodes 502 amino acids. The record is from RefSeq and is a predicted model, not a curated record.